CUGGAGCGGUCCCUCAAGUCCCACACCAUCGAGGUCUCAGCCAGCGACUUCCACGGCCGGCAGGUCUCCCUGUGGGAGCUCCUCUUCUCCAAGUACGUCUCCCAGGCAAAGAGGCAGGAGCUGCUGGGGAAGGUCCGUGCCAGGAGCCUGGCGCUGGACGAGCUGGCAAGGCUCCUCACCGUCCUGAUCGAGGAGGCGGUGGAGAGGAGCAGCAGCGUGAAGUUCACGGGCCUCAGGAGGCAGGUGACCGCCUCGGACCUGGUGGACUCGGGCAUCAUCGACAAGGACACGCUGGCCGACCUGGUCCAGGGCUCCAAGACGGUGCAGGAGGUGACGGAAAUGGCCUCUGUCAAGCGCUACCUGGAUGGCACGGGCUGCAUCGCCGGCCUGCUGGUGCCCUCCAAGGCCGACCCCAGCAAGAUGGAGAAGAUGACCAUCUAC
Messenger RNA from Antrostomus carolinensis (chuck-will's-widow), 441 nucleotides. Its product is annotated as epiplakin-like. The record is from RefSeq and is a predicted model, not a curated record. Gene Ontology annotation, cellular component: cytoplasm; membrane; cell junction. The annotation marks the transcript as partial. Gene Ontology annotation, biological process: wound healing; intermediate filament bundle assembly. Gene Ontology annotation, molecular function: keratin filament binding; structural molecule activity. Lineage: Eukaryota; Metazoa; Chordata; Aves; Caprimulgiformes; Caprimulgidae. The transcript has a single exon.